Phragmites australis (common reed) is the source of this 1325-nucleotide messenger RNA. RefSeq lists its product as uncharacterized. The coding region runs from base 83 to 1198 and encodes 371 amino acids. Lineage: Eukaryota; Viridiplantae; Streptophyta; Magnoliopsida; Poales; Poaceae. Gene Ontology annotation, biological process: beta-D-galactose catabolic process via UDP-galactose, Leloir pathway; glucose metabolic process. The transcript has 5 exons. Gene Ontology annotation, molecular function: carbohydrate binding; aldose 1-epimerase activity. The record is from RefSeq and is a predicted model, not a curated record.
CCAAUCCUCAAUCUCUCACACAGAGUAAUAGUAGUGAACUCCUCCCCGGUUCGAGAAGGCCUUUUGCAUCUGGACUUGCGAAAUGGCAAGCGCUCUGCGUCUGCGCCGACGGCUGCUCGUUCGUGCCUUGUGCAUGGCGGCAUUUUCUUUCCUGUUCAGUGGGAGCGACGCCGCAGCGGCUGCGGAGAGGAAAAUGGUUGGGGUGUACGAGCUCAAGCAGGGGGAUUUCUCCAUCAAGGUCACCGAUUGGGGGGCCACUCUCAUGUCUGUGAUUCUCCCAGACUCCGAAGGGAACUUGGCCGACGUUGUCCUUGGCUACGACACCGUCGCUGAAUAUGUCAACGGGACCGCCUACUUCGGUGGUCUGAUCGGCCGCGUGGCGAACAGGAUCGCCGGCGCCCGGUUCACGCUGGACGGGAAGGCCUACCGGCUGUACCCCAACGACGGCAACAACUCGCUUCACGGUGGUCACCGGGGGUUCAGUAAGGUCAUAUGGACGGUGAAGGAGCACGGCGGCGGCGGCGACUCCCCUUACAUCACUCUCUACUACCACAGCUUCGACGGCGAGCAAGGGUUUCCCGGCGAUCUGGACGUGUACGUGACGUACCAGCUCUCGGCCCCAUACGUGCUGAGCGUGCGCAUGAACGCCACGGCGCGGAGCAAGGCCACCCCGGUGAACCUCGCGCACCACGCGUACUGGAACCUCGGCGGCCACGGAAGCGGCGACAUCCUCGGCGAGAUGGUGCAGCUCUUCGCGUCCCGGUACACGCCCGUUGACGCCGCGCUCAUCCCGACGGGCGCGGUCGAGCCCGUGGCCGGCACGCCCUACGACUUCCGCGCGCCGGCGCCCGUGGGCGCGCGCAUGGCGGACCUCCUGCGCGGCGGCGUCACCGGGUACGACACCAACUACGCCGUGGACGGCGGCGCGUCGAUCCUGCGGCGGGUGGCGCGCGUCCGGGACGGCGCGACAGGGCGGGCGAUGGAGCUGUGGGCGGACCAGCCCGGCGUGCAGUUCUACACCAGCAACGGGCUUGGCGGCGUCAGGGGCAAGGGAGGCAAGGUGUAUGGACGGUACGGUGCGCUGUGCCUGGAGACACAGGGCUUUCCCGACGCCGUGAACCACCCCAGCUUCCCGUCGCAGAUCGUGAGGCCGGGCCAGGUGUACAAGCAUGGCAUGUUGUUCAAGUUCUCCUUCUAGCAUAGCUUGGCCGUGAAACGAUACAUGCAUGCGGCUCGUCUCUUGUGCUGUGAACUGUCACACAGGUGUGUGGUGCUUGGACAACGGUUGGACCUGAAACUGUUGAAUGGUAUGAGGAAUAAUAAUA